UGGUUAUUUUUUUUUGAGCCAAAAACAAUUUUUGAUUUGUCCAAUAGCCAACUAUGCAACAGCAACAAUCCACAUCGACAACGAUACCGCCAUCGCCGACGACCACACCGACGACAACAGCUUCAGAUACAAAAGUAAAAGUUGAACGUACUACAAGUCGAAGUGGUGAUCCAAAAGAAAAGAUAAAAAUAUCAGCAAAAUUAAAUGAAAAUGAAUUGAAAAAAGAUUCAAAAAGCCAAAUGAAUUGUGGACUGUAUUUUAUUCUACAAAUGUUGGCAUUGGUUACAUUGAUUUUGAUGGUAAUAUGGUUUAUUGAAAAUUUUGGUGGAUUAUCUUUCCAAACCAGUAAUGAAGACAAUAGUAGUAGUGGUGGUAGUAAUUGGGACCAAUUUCUCAAUCUUCAUCCAAUAUUUAUGGUUUUUGGAUUGGUUUAUGUGCUAGCGAAUUCAUUGCUAUUUCUAACAUCAUCACAAUCAUUACGAUUUGCACGUAUUUUGAUAUCGUUAGUCAUCAUUAUUGUUGGAUCAAUUGGUUUGCUCAUAACAAUCUAUUGGCAUAUGAAUGAAAAUUAUCAACAUUUUGAUUCACUACAUUCAUGGUUAGGUUUAAUGACAUGGAUUUUUUUACUCACCUAUCUUGUUUAUGGAUUUAAUGUUUAUGUUUCCAAUGUAAAUGAUGAUCGUCGUCGUGUACGAAUGAUUCGCCAUUUACGAAUGAUUGGCAUUGCAACAUUACUUAUGGCCGGUGCUACAUGUUUGUUGGGAAUUUCACAGAAUCUUAUUGUAAGAUCAAUGAAUAAACCAAAGACAACAAUUUUUGCUGCUGAUGAUGAUCAAAAACAGAAUCAAACUUCAACAACAACAAUGGCAACAACAACAUCAAUAGAAGAUGGCCAAUUGGAUGAUCAAUUAGUAUUUCAAGCAAAUUUAAUUGGCAAUACUAUUGGAAUGUUUCUACUGUGCUAUAUAUUAUCAAUGAUUUAUUUAAUGGCACGAAUGCGUUAUGAACCAUGGUCGAUGAGAAAACGUGAACAAAUUGAAAAACAAUUACGUGCUACCGUAGAAAAAGCAAUGGCAAAAUUAGAUGAUGAAGAUAAUAAUAAUGCUGCUUCACGAACAUCAAUUAAUAAUGAUGGCAAAAGUGGUAAGAAAGGUGUUAGAAAUUCAAAAUCAAAGACAAAAACAUCAAAGACAAGUUUUUCAAAGACUGAAACGACAACCACAACAAAACAAGCAUCGUCAAUGACUCCCACUACUACUACGACAAUGAAAUGA
Dermatophagoides farinae (American house dust mite) is the source of this 1274-nucleotide messenger RNA. RefSeq lists its product as uncharacterized. Gene Ontology annotation, molecular function: oxidoreductase activity. Lineage: Eukaryota; Metazoa; Arthropoda; Arachnida; Sarcoptiformes; Pyroglyphidae. The record is from RefSeq and is a predicted model, not a curated record.